Molecule: messenger RNA, 778 nt
Organism: Pelodiscus sinensis (Chinese soft-shelled turtle)
Lineage: Eukaryota; Metazoa; Chordata; Testudines; Trionychidae
Source: RefSeq, a predicted model, not a curated record
UCUGGUCCCCACCUCCGAGGGGCUGUGGAGUCGCAGGGCGGCCGCCCGCAUGGCACUGUAUAACAACGGGGCCAAGAUGCCGUCCCCCCAGGAGGCGGCCAAUGGCUUUGCCCAGCCCGGCGCUUCCGGCACCUGGCCCAAGCCGGAGGAGGAGGUGCGGCUGGUGGAGCCCAGCCUGGUGAAGAAGGCUCACCGGGAGAUCCUGGAUCACGAGCGGAAGCGGAGGGUGGAGCUGAAGUGCAUGGAGCUGCAGGAGAUGAUGGAGGAGCAAGGGUAUGCCGAAGAGGAGAUCCGGCAGAAAGUGGGGACCUUCCGGCAAAUGCUCAUGGAGAAGGAAGGGGUGCUCACCAGGGAGGACCAGCACGGGCGCCAGAUAGUGAUAGAAAACCACAUGGUGGAUGGGGAGGAGUACGCCCUGGAGUACCCAGUGUAUGGAGAGGGCUGCCUACUGCUGUGUGACUGCCCAGCCGACUGCUACCGAGACCACUGCAGCCACAGAGAGUACAGGCUGAAGAGGAGGUGUAGCAGCUCCGCCUCGCCACCGCCCAAGAAGAAAAAGAAAAAGAAAUCGAGUCAUCGCCGGAGCCGCAAAAAAAGGAAGCCAGGAUCGGAGCGCAGCUGCGACAGCUCCUCACCCCUCCGGAAGGAGAAGAAGAAGAAGAAUGGGAAGAAACACAGACGAGACAGGUCUGAGUCUGGCUCCCGGAAGAAGAGAAGACACAGGUCCCGGAGCCCCAAGAACAAAAGGAAAGAGAAAAACAAAGAGCGCAAGAGGUGA